AUGCAGUUUCCCAUGGGCCCCGCCUGCAUCUUCUUGAGGAAAGGCAUCGCCGAGAAACAGCGGGAAAGACCCCUGGGACAAGAUGAGAUCGAAGAGCUUCGGGAAGCAUUUCUUGAGUUCGACAAGGACAGAGAUGGGUUCAUCUCCUGUAAAGAUUUGGGGAAUCUCAUGAGGACGAUGGGUUAUAUGCCCACAGAGAUGGAGCUCAUUGAACUGGGCCAACAAAUCCGCAUGAACUUGGGUGGCCGUGUCGACUUUGAUGAUUUUGUGGAGCUGAUGACGCCCAAACUGCUGGCUGAAACAGCAGGGAUGAUCGGUGUCCAGGAGAUGAGAGAUGCCUUCAAGGAAUUUGACGCCAAUGGAGAUGGAGAGAUCACCCUCGGGGAGCUGCAGCAGGCCAUGCAGAGGCUCCUGGGAGAGAAGCUCACACCCCGUGAGAUCUCGGAGGUUGUGCAGGAGGCCGAUGUGAACGGAGAUGGUACCGUCGACUUUGAAGAGUUUGUGAAGAUGAUGUCUCGCUGAGAAGGUUCCAGAAUCCCCAUACCCCCCUCCCUGGCCAACAUGGAUCAAACAUUUGCUGAGGACUGAAUCCCCCUGGGCCCUUCCAGGAGAGAGGGUGGGAGGGUGCAUGGUGAUGGACCCUGCAGAGAGAGCAUGAGCUGAGGUUAGCCUG
Messenger RNA from Mustela lutreola (European mink), 673 nucleotides. RefSeq names its product calcium binding protein 5 (gene CABP5). The coding region runs from base 1 to 522 and encodes 173 amino acids. Gene Ontology annotation, molecular function: calcium ion binding. The record is from RefSeq and is a predicted model, not a curated record. NCBI's taxonomy places the organism in Eukaryota, Metazoa, Chordata, Mammalia, Carnivora, Mustelidae. The transcript is spliced from 6 exons.